CGCCCGACAUACGAGCGCACUCGCCAGCCUAGCAUCCGCAUCCGCCGCAGCUCGAGCGGCUCGCAGGCGCCCCCGAUCGACUAUGCGUCCGAGAGCAGCGACACCGACACCGGGACGCGCUACGGCAUCCGGCCCCGGAGCAUCUCGCAGCCCUCGCCGACGGCCCAGUCCAACGCCGAUGGCAACGUUGCCCGGCACUCGCGCCGCGUGCCCCAGCUGGCGCUGCCCCGGCUGACGGAGGAGGGAUCGCGCCCGACCAUGGCCGAGCUCGGCGUUCCCAUGUCGCCGGCGAGGUCGCUGCCCGAUCAGCGGGGGGACGAGGACGAGCAGCGCCGCCGCCUGUCCGCCGGCUCGGAGCCCGGGCGGCGGCUGACGAGGAAGAGGAAGCUAAGCAAGCUGCUCUGGCCCGGCUCCCUCAACCGCGGCUCGCCUGCUCCCGCCAGCGACACAGAGACCGGCGGCGAGUCCGCGCAUGGACACGCACAGGGACAAGCACAGGGACGCCCCCAGCCGCAAUCGGACGAAUACGGCGAGGGGCUGGUAGACUGGCUCGACAUCAUUGAUCCCGAGGUCCAGACCCUUUCGACCCUGACCAACGUGCAAAAUUCGCUGUUCGUGCCUGACCUCGGCCCUUGGAUCAACCGUCGCCCGACGUACGUGCUGUCACAGCGUGAGGCUGGACCGCAUGGUCGGCUGGGCCGCGCUGCAGAGCGCGAGGAGGAGCGUCUGCCCGAGAUACCGGAUGAGGAGGCGAGGGUCGAGACCGGCGUCGAGCCCACGGCCGAGGCUGAGACUGCGGCUCCAACCACGCUGCGCAGGUCGGACACCAUCACGUCGAGGCUCACGGACUCGCACUAUGCCGCGCUGCCGCAUGGCUUUAGCCUUGAGGGCUGGACCGAGGAGGAGAAGCUGGAGCUCGACGACCGCGUGCGCCACAUGCUGCACUCGCGCCGGUCUCGCUUCAAGCGCACCAUGAAGGGCUUCGGCCAGUACGUGCGGCGGCCCCUGGGCUUCUUUGUCACGCUCUAUGCUACGCUCAUCACCCUGUUCGGCCUGGCAUGGGUACUGUUCCUCAUCGGCUGGAUCUACGUUGGCGACAAGCAGGUGUAUACGAUACACAUCAUCGACAGCGUGCUGGUCGCCCUCUUCGCCAUCAUGGGCGACGGCCUGGCCCCCUUUCGGGCCGUUGACACGUAUCACAUGGCCUUUGUCGUGCACUACUCGCGCAAGAUUGCCAAGGCCAAGAAGCAGAAGCAGAAGCUCAAGGACAAGGAAGCCGCCAGCGCCGGCGUCUCGGUCGAGCGAAUCGCCUCCACCAGCAGCAACCUCCCGUCGGGUAUGCCUCAGCCGCAGCCACAGCCACAGCCAAUGCCAGUCCCUGUCCCUGCACCCGCCCCCGAGCUUGAGCAGGCCAUGGUGGACCAUAACGCCGACGUAGAGGCCGCCAAGCUUGAUAUCGAGUACGACCAGGACUCGCCGCUCACGUUUAAGCAGUGGAAGCGCAUGCGGCAUCACCAGAAGAAGCUGGCCAAGUCGCACAGCUUCUACAAGCCCGACGAGACCUUUACGCACCACGCCUUCCCCCUGAGCUACCUCAUCGCCAUUGUCAUCCUGCUCGACUGCCACUCGUGCCUGCAGAUUUCCCUUGGCGCCACCACCUGGGGCAUCGACUACCACCACCGUCCCUUUGCCAUCACGACCGUGAUUCUCUGUGUGAGCAUAACGUGCAACAUCACCGCGGGUCUCGUCAUCAUGGUGGGCGACCGCAAGACGAGAAAGAAGGACGUGUGGAAGCUGCUGACGCGCCAGGAGCUGACGGGCGAUGCCAUCAAGCACCUCGAGACGAAGCGUGCCAAGGAGCAGAGCCGGAGCCACGACAGCACCGAGGAUGAGAAAGAAAGAGGGGAGAGGGAGAACAUGCUGAUGGACAAGAGGGGAGAGGGAGAUGAAGAAGAUUAG
Messenger RNA from Trichoderma reesei QM6a, 1959 nucleotides. RefSeq lists its product as uncharacterized. The annotation marks the transcript as partial. The record is from RefSeq and is a predicted model, not a curated record. The transcript is spliced from 4 exons. Lineage: Eukaryota; Fungi; Ascomycota; Sordariomycetes; Hypocreales; Hypocreaceae.